UCCCACGUCCCACGUCCCACCUCCUUUACUCUCUUGUCGCUCUAUUUUCUCUUCUCUUUCUCCAAAACUUUCCACAUUCUCUUUGCACUUUUCUCUCCCCUUCUUCUCUACUUUUUUUCUUUCUGGCAGAAACAAAAACAAAGGAGGGGCGCAAAUGGCAGAUUGGGGUCCUGUCUUAGUAGCAACAGUGCUGUUCGUGUUGCUGACUCCUGGACUGUUGCUUCAGAUACCUGGUAAAAACAAGGUUGUCGAGUUUGGGAACAUGCAAACCAGUGGAGCUUCCAUUUUCGUCCACUCUGUUAUCUACCUUGGUCUCAUUACCAUCUUUUGUAUUGCCAUCGGAGUUCACGUCCACGUUUCCGAAUGAUCUUAGAUUUUGUACCCUUUGUUUCUCAGUUUAGUGGGGUUAUUUUUUAUGUUGCUAUUGUUGUUGAUUUCGCUUGAUCUGUAAUCAUGGAAUCCGUGUUUGCUAUUAAACUUUUCCUCUUUCUUUUGAUCUGUGAAAUGGUUUUGACCUUGUACUUGAAUAGAUGAAAUGGACCAUAGUUUUCAUUUCUGAUUUGUGGUUUACAUUUCUGUUAGGUUUUGGAUAGUGAUGGCAACCGAUCGGGUAGAUUUUUUUUUAA
Molecule: messenger RNA, 626 nt
Organism: Durio zibethinus
Lineage: Eukaryota; Viridiplantae; Streptophyta; Magnoliopsida; Malvales; Malvaceae
Source: RefSeq, a predicted model, not a curated record